Molecule: messenger RNA, 3807 nt
Organism: Misgurnus anguillicaudatus (oriental weatherfish)
Lineage: Eukaryota; Metazoa; Chordata; Actinopteri; Cypriniformes; Cobitidae
Source: RefSeq, a predicted model, not a curated record
AUGUUGGAGCUGCCGCAAAUUACACAAGAAGAAGAAGAAGAAGAAGAAGAAGAAGAAGAAGAAGAAGAAGAAGAAGAAGAAGAAGAAGAAGAGUAUUUUCUUGUUCUAAUCUGCGGACCAUCGCAAAUAGAGCCCGUGGGAUUACUUUUCACAAUGUUGAUGAUGGAUGUGAUGUGCUGUAAAUCAGGAACUGAUCAGGGCUUACAGGAUGAUGAAUCUACUGAUCAAACCUCCACAGAGUCUCUGGAUUCUGUCUGUAACGCUGGAGAACAGCAGCAGAUCCUGCAGACCAAACUCAAGAUGUGUUCAGUCAAACUGGAGGACAGUGGAAACCAAAUGGAGAUAAAAACAGAACCAAUGGAAGAAAACAUUCAUUAUGGUGAUUUUGUUCCUUCAGAUGUGAAGAGUGAAUCAUGUCUGGAUGGAGAAAUAACAUCAUCAACAUCAAAAGAAGAUGUGAAGAGGGAAUCAUUUUUGGAUGGAGAAAUAACGUCCCCAACAUCAAAAGAGCGACAGACAGCACAAACUCAAGAGAAUAAACCUCAUUCAGAAGAGCACAGAGAGAAGAAGUUGUUUCACUGUCAGCAGUGUGGGAAGGGUUUUGAAGUCUUAUCUAAGCUGACAUGUCACAUGAGGACACACAGUGGUGAAAAGCCUUUCCACUGCACUGAAUGUGGCAAAUAUUUCAGCACCAAACAGAAUCUUGAAGUUCAUCAGAUAAUUCACACAGGAGAAAAACCAUACGAGUGUCCUCACUGUGAGAAGAGAUUCAGCCACAAAGGUUAUAUGAAGAGACAUGUGUUUACACACACCAAUGAGAAACCGUAUCAGUGCAGUGAAUGUGGAAAACCAUUUAAGUAUUUAUGCUCUUUAGCAUUACAUAAAAAAAUACACAGUGAGCAGAAACUCUAUCAGUGUUCACACUGUGAUAAACGUUUUCAGCAGAAAGUUCAGCUGAUAGUUCAUGGGAGAAGUCACACCGGGGAAAAACCUUACGUCUGCUCUCAUUGCGGUAAGAGCUUCUCUAGUUCAUCUCAUUUCAGUGCCCAUCAGAGAGUUCACACUGGAGAGAAACCUCAUCACUGUAAUGUUUGUGGGAAGAGUUUCAGUUGUCAACGCAGUUUAGUAUUACACCAGAGAACUCAUACAGGUGAAAGACCUUACAAAUGCUCUCAGUGUGAGAAGACGUUCGCUUACUCAAGUACCUUAAAAGUCCAUCAAAGACUUCACACUGGAGAGAAACCUUACGUCUGCUCGAUCUGCGGAAAGAGCUUCUCUAGUCCAUCUCAAUUAAGUGUUCAUCAGACACUUCAUACUGAAGAGAAACCUUACGUCUGCACUCAGUGUGGCAAGAGAUUUUCUGAUUCAUCUCAAUUAAGCUUUCAUCAGAAACUUCACACUGGAGAGAAAUCUCAUCACUGUACUCUUUGUGGGAAGAGUUUCAGUCGACACUCAAACUUAGUAAAGCAUCAAGAAACUCAUACAGGUGAAAAACCUUUCAAAUGCUUUCAGUGUGAGGAGAGGUUUACUGAGUCAGGUCACUUAAAAGCCCAUCUGAAAUUUCAUACGUUUGAAGGUGUUAACAUACACACCAAUUCAUACUCCAGCACAGGUGGUGGCGGUAUGCAUCAAACAGUUUGUUUCCGACCCGCCAAUAAAUCCAUAGAAGAAGAAGAAGCGAUAUGUUGCUUUAUUUCUGUACACUUUCUUGAGUGUUUUAUUGAGUGUAAACAGAGUCUUGUCUCUGUGUAUUUUAGUGUUGAUGAUGAGAUGAAUGUGAUGUGCUGUAAAUCAGGAACUGAUCAGGACUUACAGGAUGAUGAAUCUACUGAUCAAACCUCCACAGAGUCUCUGGAUUCUGUCUGUAACGCUGGAGAACAGCAGCAGAUCCUGCAGACCAAACUCAAGAUGUGUUCAGUCAAACUUAUCGACUGCACGAAACUCAUGAUAAAGAUCAAAACUGAACCUACAGAAAUUAAAACUAAACCUACAGAAAUAAAAACUGAGCCGUCAGAAGAAGAGGAAGAUCACACUGAUGAUAAUGUGAACCAAACAAAGAUAAAAACAGAAGCCAAAAAAGAAGAACAUACUGAUUGUGAUUUCAUUCCUUCAGAUGAGAUCAGUGAUUCAUGUUUGAAUGGAGAACUAACAUCCUCAACAGCAAAAGAGGGACUGACAGCACAAACUCAAGAGAAGAAGAAACUUCAUUCAGAAAAGCACAGAGAGAAGAAGAAGCAGUUUCACUGUAAGCAGUGUGACAAGGAUUAUUUUGCAACAACCACUCAUAUAAAGGUUCACAUGAGGACACACAGUGAUGAAAAGCCUUUCUACUGCACUGAAUGUGGCAAAUAUUUCAGCAGCAAACACAGUCUUGAUGUUCAUCAGAGAAUUCACACAGGAGAAAAACCAUACGAGUGUCCUCACUGUGAGAAGAGAUUUAGGGAUGCAUACAGUGUUAAGUCACAUGUGCGUUUACACACCAAUGAGAGACCAUAUCAGUGCAGUGAAUGUGGAAAAACCUUUAGGUUUUCGGGCUCUUUAAAAUCACAUUUAAAAACACACAGUGAAGAGAAACUCUAUCAAUGUUCACACUGUGAUAAACGUUUUAGUCUACAAGGUCUGCUGAAACGCCAUGAGAGAGUUCACACUGGAGAGAAACCUCAUUACUGCAGUGCCUGUGGGAAGUGUUUUAGGAGGCAUGAACAUUUACUUAAGCACCAGAGAACUCAUACAGGUGAAAAACCUUUCAAAUGUUCUCAGUGUGAGAAGACGUUUGCUCGAUCAGAUGUCCUGAAGACCCAUCAGAGAGUUCACACUGGAGAGAAACCUUAUCACUGUGGUGUCUGUGAGAAGAGUUUUAGUCAACAGUCAAACUUUCUAAUGCACCAGAGAACUCAUACAGGUGAAAGACUUUAUAAAUGCUUUUAUUGUGAGAAGACGUUUAUUCAGUCAGGUUACUUAAAAAUCCAUCAGAGAGUUCACACUGGAGAGAAACCUUGACACUGCUUGAUAUGUGGAAAGAAAAUUGUUCAUUUAAGGUCGUUUACAGUGUCAUCAGAACAUACAUACCAAAGAACAAACUACACUGCAAUAAUUUGUUUUUCACAAGUCACAUUUAAUUUUCUGUUUCUGUGAGACCUCACGUCACUUUGAAAUCAUUAUUACAGUCAUCAUUUGCUGACUGUCUGGAUGAUUCCAAUGUGUGUGUUCUAAGUAUUAUGUUGUUAAACAUCGUUUGACAUUGUUUGUUUAAUGGUCUGGCAAGUGGCUAAACUGAACUCUGGAACAAAUGUCUUGACAAAAAUAAAAAAUGUUUUGGCCCAAAAUGGGUAAAUAUUGGACAGACCACAUGCUGGGUAAAAAAUUACCCAAUGUUAGGUUUAUUGUUAUGCAACCAUGGGGUAUAAUUACAAAACCAGCAGUGUGUUCUGUCCAAUAUUUACCCAUUAUGGGUUAAAAAUAAUCCAGCCGUUUUGAAAGUGUAAUGGCACAUCACAAUUGAGUUUCUAGAAUAAGGACUUUAUAAAGGUUUUGAAUGGCCCAAUGUUGGUGACAAUCAAUAAACAAUAAUCACAAAUUGUCUUACUGUAUAAAAACUUGUUUAUGAAGGUUUGAUCAUAUACAGUGGCAUGUGAAAGUUUGGGCACCCCUGCUGCUAGAUUUUACUUAACCUGCUGUGCAUGAACAAAGCCAUUCCUUAAUUGAUGUGUUUCCCAUUUGAAUUGUCAACGUAUGGCUGUUGCUUGCACUGGAGCCUAUAGGCUUUAGCUUCAAAUUUGAUUAAAUUAAUUUCUAAUCGGUUUCAUA